UGUAUACCUCCUAUUAUCUCUCCAACGAUAAUCCGCACCGUCAACUCGACGAAACCCGUACCGGGACUUAUAUACAGACAAAAUGGCCGAUGAAAUGGACACAAGCGCUGCCGUGCAUAGACCGGCCCUGAAUAUUGCGAAAGCCCCUUCAUUCUGUACACUCUGUAACGUGCAAUUGAGUGCCCAACAAACGUGGAAAGCCCAUCUUAAAAGUGACGAGCACGUCUAUAAGCUUCAAUUGAAGGUUGCUGAGCCCGGAAGUGCACCACAUCCUUCAAUAGACGCUAGUCAAACAAAAAGCACGAUCUCAUCAGGCGCUGAAAAGAGGAGCGACGAUGAUGCUACUGUUGACCAAGACCAAAAUACUGGCAGCGACACAGAAGACGGGUUGGAAGAUGAUCUGGAAGAACCCCAAGCGCCGGAUUUUAGCCCCGGCACUUGUCUCUUUUGCGCUCAAGAGUCUGACUUAUUGGACGACAAUAUGACACAUAUGGCUACUGCGCAUGGCUUCAGCGUGCCGUUCCAAAAUUUCCUGGCUAUCGACCUCGAUAUGGUGGUGGAAUACUUGCACUUUAUCAUCUACGGCUAUCGAGAAUGUAUAUGCUGCGGCAAGCGGCGGAGCACCGUUGAGGGUGUUCAGCAACACAUGGUAGCCAAGGGGCAUUGCCGAUUCGACAUAUCUGCGGAAACCGAAGAAUUCUACGAAAUGCCACAGUCUGAGAAUGUCGUGGUUGAGCAAGGGCAACACGACAGCAGUAUGCCCAUGCGCCUACCGUCCGGAAAGCUUAUUUCACACCGGAAGAAUCCUGAUGCCCAAGAGCCUCACGCCAAACCCAGGCCCGCUCGCCGAGAAACACCGGAACGGCAUCCAAACCGACAUCUAGACUCUUUCGCAUCCCGCCCAGGAACGCCCCCAAGUCCUAGCCUCGAGGUUGCCCAACGCGGAGGAAGCGGAAGUGGUGAGAUUGUGCGCAGCAGCGAGGCGAUACUUGCUGCGCAGCUGUCCAAGCUGAGAAUAGCAGGUGAUAGGAUACAGCAUAAGGAGGAGAAGCGGAAGCGAUGGAGACUGGAACGGGCACAGAACAUCAUUUCGCUCAAGCGUUUCAAGUUAGACAGCGCCGAUGGUCGAAUGGGUCGUCAAUUUUAGUUACGCGCCUCAAGGCGAGGAAGGUUUCAAUUGAAGCCUUGGGGCAAUAGCCUUAGGUAAUUUACUUGCUUAGACCAGUGUCACAGCUUUGUUGGUAUAUACCCCUAUUGCGCUCUAUUCUUUCCUAAUAAAUUAUUCGGCAAACACAGAGAAACCACCAUAGUUGUCCCAAAGGUCCGAAUUGCACUCCUUGGCAAUACUUUGUUACCUA
Molecule: messenger RNA, 1358 nt
Organism: Daldinia caldariorum
Lineage: Eukaryota; Fungi; Ascomycota; Sordariomycetes; Xylariales; Hypoxylaceae
Product: C2H2 type zinc-finger-domain-containing protein
Exons: 2
Coding region: 83-1147 (354 amino acids)
Biological process (GO): ribosomal large subunit biogenesis
Cellular component (GO): preribosome, large subunit precursor
Source: RefSeq, a predicted model, not a curated record